AUGAAUAACGACCGAAUCGAACAUCAAGAGGACGAGUACGGCUUCGACCAGCAGUUCUUGCGGCAUCUGAGCUCAGCCAGUGCUACUGCGGAACCGCUCUCGGCAAUUUCGGAUGCGAGUUCGGGAUUCUUCUCCCCAGAUACACAGAUUCUAGUACAGGAUAUGACCGAUAAUGUAGGCACUGCCUCUAACACUUCAAACCAUAUUUUUGGAGCACCCGAGCAAUUUUCCACGGGCCUUGUGUUCCCUCAUCCUCUGCAGAAUAUUCAGCGCGGAGAGUUUUUGUCGCCGCACUUCAAUGGUUUCAAUUCAGGUUCUGCGGCGUCUGACACCCACUCCACGCACUCUCUUUACUCUGACGCAACUCUGAACCCAGGGCUGCCAUUCCAGGAACCGUUCGGCUAUCUAAGCCACUCGGGAAGUGUUGUGGGUGCUGCAGGCGGUAAUUCAAAUGCUGGCGCAGAUCUGCUUCUAUCGCCAGGACAGCAUGGCGAGAUGCCUAACAAUAACUUCGACCAGGAGAUUUCGCUAGGAGAAUCUAUUUCUACAACUAAUCUUGCGCAUCUUAGUUUGCCUCAGACACAGGAUGUGCAGCCAAAUUACGAGUUUAAUGCUGCAGAGCUAGCCAAAAGACUUUACAUCCAGGAGGAGCCAACAUCCCAGCAACAACUUACCGAGAAUAAUUUGUUCAAUUACAAUAUUAACUACACUGACAUCGGUUCUGUGACUUAUAACCAUGACACCCAAAAUGAUGCUCAACUUGCUCACGGCGAUUUUCCAUCCUCUGGCGCUGCUCAGCCAUUUUAUCAAGGGGGCAGUGCAGUCCCUCAUGUCGUGAUGGAAAAUGGCGUUUCGACGCAAAAUCCGGUGUUUAUAUCGAUCGAACAGCCUCCAGAGAUUGUUGCUGCGCGCACGCCUUCGCUUUUUAGUAACUCAUCGCGCAAUUCGUCUCAGCUUGAUUUGGCAGAACUGCUGAAUGCACAGUCUGCGCCGCAGCGACAGGGCUUCGGAGAUGGUGCGAAUGAUAGAGGCGAUGUUCCGAACCCCGAUAAUUACCGAUCUGCAGACGUUCUGCCAGAUGAAAAUGGCGUCACGUCGUUGCACUUAAAUCCAGAUGAUUUGAUUAACAUUCGCCGCAGUCGUGCAUCUCUUGGGUCAGAUAGUGGAAAUCGUUCUCGUUCUCGUUCUCUUUCUAGGUCCAAUUCCUACAAUAACUCUCGCUCAAGUUCUCGUUCUCGUUCACCUUCUGGUCUGGAUGUUAAUGACGAAAUGUCUGACGACGAAGAUGACGCAUCUGCCAUCACCUCUCGCCAAAGAAUGUUGGAUUUAGCCAACACGCAUGUUUCAAAACGCAAGCAAAAACACCCUUCAUUGUUUGCAUGUACAUUGUGUGACAAGAGAUUUACCCGACCAUAUAAUCUCAAAUCGCAUCUCCGAACUCACACUGACGAAAGACCGUUUCUCUGCAAGGUGUGCGGCAAGGCGUUUGCCCGACAACAUGAUAGGAAGCGGCAUGAAGACUUGCACCUGGGAGAAAAGAAGUAUGUUUGCAAAGGUUUGUUGCGAGAUGGGACGGCCAUCGGUUGUGGGAAGCGUUUUGCUCGUGCGGAUGCGUUGCGAAGGCAUUUCCAAACUGAGCUGGGCAAAAUGUGUAUCAAGCGUCUAGUGGAGGAAGACGAGAGAGAGCAAGAUGGUGAACUUCUGUCUGGAAUCCAACUUCCGAGUGGUAAGUUUAUGAACCCGUUACAGCCUGAAAUGCCUGUUCCCACAGUUUCCAUCGUGCCACCUGAGUAG
Messenger RNA from Australozyma saopauloensis, 1794 nucleotides. It is a transcript of the gene CRZ1, whose product is annotated as DNA-binding transcription factor. Lineage: Eukaryota; Fungi; Ascomycota; Pichiomycetes; Serinales; Metschnikowiaceae. The record is from RefSeq and is a predicted model, not a curated record. Bases 1 to 1794 code for a protein of 597 amino acids. Gene Ontology annotation, biological process: regulation of transcription by RNA polymerase II. The transcript has a single exon. Gene Ontology annotation, molecular function: RNA polymerase II cis-regulatory region sequence-specific DNA binding; DNA-binding transcription factor activity, RNA polymerase II-specific.